Rotaria sp. Silwood2 is the source of this 630-nucleotide messenger RNA. The record is from the annotation of a GenBank genome assembly. Lineage: Eukaryota; Metazoa; Rotifera; Eurotatoria; Philodinida; Philodinidae.
AUGUAUAUGAUUAUUAAUGCAGAUGAUUUUGGUUAUUGUCCAAAACGAGAUAAAGCAAUUAUUGAUUUAUUUAAACAAAAAUCUAUUACAUCAACAAGUCUUCUUGUUAAUGGUGAUAAUGCUUAUCAAGCAUGUUUAUAUGCAAAACAAUAUAAUCUUCCAAUGGGUAUUCAUUUUAAUUUAACUGAAGGUCGACCUAUAACAAAUGAUUUAUUAAAAAUAAAAUCUUUAGUUAAUUCAAAUGGUAUAAUGCAUGGAAAAUUUGGUUUACGUUAUGAAUUAGAUCAAGGUAAUAUUCAACAAGAACAUAUUGAAUAUGAAUUAAUAAAUCAAUUAAAUAAAUAUAAAGAAUUAACAAAUGGUCAAUUACCAAAACAUAUUGAUGGACAUCAACAUAUACAUGUACAUCCAAUGAUUGUUGAAAUAAUUGCACGAUUAGCUAAAUUAUAUGAAAUAAAUUAUAUACGUACACCAUAUGAUCAAAUGAUUAUAACAUAUGAUAUAGAUAAUUUAUUUUAUAAAAAUAUAAUUGAUCAAACAAAAUUAGCUAUGAAAAUUUUUAAUAAAUAUUCAAUUUUAUAUACAAAAUAUUUUUUUGGCAUAACAAUAAUGGAAAAAAAAAUAUUUUAA